This is a messenger RNA of Venturia canescens, 5100 nucleotides long. It is a transcript of the gene CCAP-R, whose product is annotated as Crustacean cardioactive peptide receptor. Gene Ontology annotation, cellular component: plasma membrane. Lineage: Eukaryota; Metazoa; Arthropoda; Insecta; Hymenoptera; Ichneumonidae. Gene Ontology annotation, molecular function: neuropeptide receptor activity; vasopressin receptor activity. The record is from RefSeq and is a predicted model, not a curated record. Bases 1328 to 2554 code for a protein of 408 amino acids. Gene Ontology annotation, biological process: neuropeptide signaling pathway. The transcript has 9 exons.
GCCUCUGUAACAACACGGAAUAACCGAUUGCUCCUCUUCAUUUUUUUUACGCUCGUCCAAUCUACCCCGUUCCACCGUAAUUUUCGACGAUUCAGCACACUUUUCGAUAAUAUUUCUUCAUCAUUUCGCUAAUCGACGCGAUAAACACUGGAAAGUUGAUGCGAAAGGAUUUGACUUUUCGCCCCGAGGAAAUCGUAGCUUCUUGCAAACCUCCAGCUCCCACAGUUAUCUUACUCCGGAUUGAGUAUUUUCGUUUGAUCUGAGUCGGACAAGUGGAAUCAUUCCAUGUAGGAAAAAAAAUAAGAAUGAAAAAUCGAAGUACCACGAGCCAAGACAUAUUUGUCGUCGAAAAUGCGAAAUCGUCGGUGUUUCAAGAGCUCCUGAAAUAUGUAUAAGUUGUUAAAACCAAACCUAUAUAAUAUAUAGAGAAAUGAAAAAGCAUGCGGAGUAGACGAAUAUCCCGAGGAUGCUCGCGAGCGGAUAUUGAACUUUUUAUGAGAGAUAGUAAAUUUGGUGCAGCAAACGUAAAACUUGGUUCCCUCGAAACCGGUCUUGGGUCAAUAUAUUUGACCCAAUUAUUAUAGAGCGGUCGGGAAGAAGGUCGAAAACGUUGGGGAAGCCUGCGGAUUCUACGCUGCAUGAUUACCGGAUUAAUAGCAAGAGGAUGCUCAAGGCAAACAUUUUUGUUCUCGACAAAUAUGCCCACUUUUACGAAAAAUGGAUGAUUACGGUCGAUGUAGUGGUGCGCGCGGUAUUCAGUGGAAAGAAGAGCGGAACGUUUUUCCGACAAUGAAGAGCGAGAACUACUUUAAAGGUGGGAACAGCGUUGAACGCUCAACUCGGCGCAAGUGACUAUUUAAAGUUCGGUCGAUCGGGAGCGCUGUUAAUUCAUUUUCGCUUCUAACACGGGGCUACGUGCGAGCAAUUAUAGUUUCUUCUUCGUUCGAUAAACAGUGCGCGCCUUCACAUUUUCCCGUCUAUCAAUAAUUGCUCCGAGUACAGCAGAGCGGUAAUGAAGGGCGGGAACAUGGUCAAUUGUACGAGAGGAAAGUGUUAACCGUGGCUCAAUGAAAAAAUCCAAUAGUUGAAGGACCGAUAGAAAUUUCAAGAAACAAUGGCUUCGAGAGCUCUCCUUGUGCUCUCGGCGAUGUUGUCGUUGCUCCUCCCGGAGCCGAGACCCGAGAAAAAAGAUGAUCCGUCCCGAACGAGAUCCUUGAUGAGCGCCAACGACCCCACAUUUUUCUCGAUCUAAUAUAUUCGGUCGAAGAACAAACCGAGACGAGAAGCAGCAAAAAAUUGAGCAACAGCGGUUGGAAUUGUCGAAGAAAUGUCUCAGAUGCGAUCGCAUUCGUUGAUAUCAACGAGUCAGAAUCGAAGUGGCAGCGAACUAUCGAAAGUUGUCAACUACGAUGACGAUCGCUCCUUCGACAAUAGCACCUUUUAUCCGUUUUAUGAGACGAACAACAUCUUCAAUCUGAGCUUUCUCGAUGGCAACACAACCAACGAGAUCGACUCCUUCUACUUUUAUGAAACGGAACAAUUUACCGUUCUUUGGCUCCUCUUCGCUGUCAUUGUAGCCGGUAACACGGCCGUUCUCGCUGGGCUUCUUCUCGGUAAGAGACGCAAGUCUCGGAUGGAUUUUUUCAUCAAGCAGCUGGCACUCGCAGAUUUGCUGGUCGGUUUAAUAUCCGUACUGACCGAUAUUGUUUGGCGAACAACCGUCGCCUGGCAUGCUGGUAAUGUCGCCUGCAAGCUCGUACGAUUCUCUCAGGUCGUCGUUACGUACAGCUCGACAUACGUCCUCGUUGCUCUCUCCAUCGACAGAUACGACGCCAUCACUCGCCCCAUGAGUUUUUCUGGAAGUUGGUGGAGAGCGAGAGCUCUGGUCGCAGCUGCUUGGGGACUAUCGAUAUUCUUCAGCAUUCCCAUUAUUUUUCUGUACGAGGAAAAAUUGAUACAGGACAAAGUUCAAUGCUGGAUAGAUCUUGGCAGCCCCAUUUCAUGGCGAAUAUACAUGAGCCUGGUGAGCUUCACGCUGUUUAUCGCACCGACCAUAAUAAUCAGCGGUUGCUACAUGGUCAUUGUUGCGACGAUAUGGACGCAGAGCAGCGCACUACGGGAUGGUCCAACGAGAGACACGAGGAGAGCCUCUUCGCGGGGUCUCAUACCCAGAGCCAAAAUUAAGACUGUCAAGAUGACCUUUGUCAUCGUUUUCGUUUUCAUUCUCUGCUGGAGUCCGUACAUCGUAUUUUCGCUUCUUCAGGUCUACGGUCACGUACCGAACACCCAGACGAAUAUAGCGGUUGCCACUUUCAUUCAGAGCCUCGCGCCGCUUAAUUCAGCCGCGAAUCCCAUUAUUUAUUGUCUCUUCAGUACUCAAUUCUGCAAGAACGUACGGAACAUGCAGGCGGUUUCCUGGAUUUCGGGAUGGUGCCAUUCGCAUCCACAUCAUUGCUUCGGCACCGGUGGUGUUAACAACAGCACGAGGAUGACCUUGACCACUUCGAUGACUGGACAGUCCUCGAGAAAACGAGUUAUGGUUUCGCACGUGUGAAAAACAUUCCUUAAUCGAUACCGAUCGAGCAGCGAAACUUGAAUCUCGAACGAUUCGACGACGAGCAGAGCGGGAUCAUUCCCUCGCCGGUCCCCGCGAGACAUCGAAGCAGUUCCUCUCUUCCAACGUAACAAUAUUACCGAUCGCGAUCAUCGAUUAAGAUAUUGAACGUAUAAUAAGUUGUUUCACAAAGUAUUCAUCAGAAUCUUUAUUUACGAUGGCAGCAUGAUAUUCUCUUCGCUCUACUUCGGAUUUCGUAUGAAAGACAAACAAAAGCUGGCGCUGUAUUAACAGACUUGGAAUCCUAACUAGUCACACAAGAACACAAGAACAGCUCGCGCUGAAUUUCAUUCACCCAAUAACGUUGGAGUACACACUGGCGCUCAUCCCCGUGUACCGAUGAAACGCUCGCGGCAUUUCGCCGGAAUUCCCAUUAUUAUGAACCGUUCCUGGUGGAUAGCGAGGGUCGAUGUUGGCAUGGGCGGAGAGGAGCGGGAGGCUUUGCGGGGUUUACCUCGAACCAACAGAAAAUCUAGACUUUUCACCUUUUACGAUUCGCGAUUCCAAAUCAAUAAAAUGUAAAUAAAAUAUUGAAAAAUGCUACGCGCCUUCGUCCGAUCUUACUUGGAAAAAAAAAGAAUGUUUCAGGCGAACGAAUUGAGGAAAAUGUUUGUCGUACAAAAAUUUAUCCCACGACCGCGCGCGCAGUCCCGUGCAAUUGCCCGAACAAACUUCUACGUUCCCUCGUUUUUUGACGCCAUUGACCAACGAGCGACCGGGCGCUAAACGGGAUUAAAUCUAGUACGCGCUGACAUAAAAAUCUUCCUACUUCGGUGGUUGUUGUCGACCCGGGCAAUUCCAGGCAAUACCGAACAGCAAAUUUCAAAUUUCAUGCAUUUUCAUUAGUCCCCCUCACGAGCCUCUCAAUUAUUUGUCAAAAUGUCGAGGACUUUCGUUCUCUGACUCUCGACCGAGUGUAUCGAGCAUGCACACUCAUCGGCGCUUGUAAUAUUGAUGAUUACUCGUUCAAUGUGUUUCAUUCUCAAUAUAUUGUAAUCGUAAGUAUGAUAGUCAGUACUACGAAUAUCUGAAUAAAACAUCAGUGAAGCGUGGCCGAUUAAAAAGAUACGUGAAAAAAAUGAAUCCGAUGUGCAACAUCGAGGCGCGGAGCAUCGAAUGUACGUGUAAAUAUUCUCAUAUUUUAUGAUAACGAUACUUUGUGUCAGCGAUCACAUUUUCGUCCUAAAUGAAUACAUUUUGAUUGUAUCCAACGGUAAUUUGUACCAAGAAAUUAAUCCGACUGUAUCGACGUUUUUUUUUACGAUCAGCGAAUUUGUCACGCUCCCCUCCAACUGCAGCUUCCUACGCCUUAAAAAAAUGUGAGAGGAAAUCUCACAGCGCGACUAUCGGCGGGUUAACUCGUCAGCAAUCGCGCUGCGCACUUUUAUUGAAGCGAUGAUGACUCGCGAAGGCCUCGCAAAAAUAACACGGGCAUUUGAAAUUUUGUUCAUCUAUACACGCGGCAAAUUGAUUCUUCCGUAUAACGAAUGAGUAUCCUUUGGAAAUCCACCGUCAAAAUUUCUUUCUCCUUCAGAAAUGCAUUUCCAAAUAUAGAAAAAAAUGUAAAAAAAAAAUAAAAGUGAAAGUUCGAACAUUUAUUUUCCUUCCGUCGCACGAGUGCUUUGGUUCAUCAAUUGAAAAAAUCAGCUUUCCAAAAGGCGCGGAAGUCAGCUUUGCAAACGUGGUCCGAUGCACCGUCGCCGUCCCCCCGGAGCAGUUGAAUCUGUGCAGCGGUUAAAAAAUUUCUCAUCCAAUGCUUGAAGUACGAGUAGUGCGAGCGCUGAAGGGCAAAUUAUAAUUUUCCAUUAUUAUUCUCGCUGUAUUCAGAAACCGAGUCCGUUUGCGUAUAUUUUAAUUAAACACCGAGUCGGAGCCUCCUGAACUCUUCUAAGGACUAUAAAGAUCGAGUAAUAAAGAAUUAAGAGCCUCGCUGUACGGUCUCGGUACAAAGUAAAUUGACAACUCUGGCGUGCGCUGGCCCGAGGAUCUGGUAUAUCUAGAGACGCGGCAACGUCUUUAUAUUUUACUCUGAUAUAUUUUAUCAUCCGACGGGCAAAGGUUCCUUUACAUACGCUGAUAUUGCGAGCAAGGAAAAAAAAUUUAUCGAAAGAUCGCGCAUAUUUGGAUGCUUAUGGCGAAACGAAGCUCGCGUUGGAAUAUUGAAAUAUGAGAUAUUCUGCGGAGAAAUUGAACGAAAAAUUUUUAAUGGGCUGCCUAUGAAAAGUUGCCGCACUCAACCGAAUAAUUUCCGACUUUUUCAUCAAAUUUUGUUUCCCAACCGCGCGCACACAUAGAUUGAAACACGUAUCGUGAUCGCGAUUAACGAGCAUCGUUAUGAUGAGUGUAUUAAUUAUAUGUAUCACUGUGCUGUAACCAUAUUGGAGAGGUUUUUGUAAAUACACGGUAUUCACUUCGAGGAACAAUUUGUAAAUAUUCAUCAAUAAAAAUCCAGAAGCGCCGACGUUAUCUGUUGCUUGCAACUUGAA